AUGGUACAAGAAGUAAAUGUAAUAAGGUCGCCACCAGAGAAGGCAAAUGAAAAUGAAAAUUUAAAUAUAAAUAAAACUCCAAUAAAUAAGAAAUCUGUGGAUUAUGUGAUACGAUCAGGAAUUGCAGGAGGUGUAUCCGGUUCAUGUGCAAAGACAUUAAUUGCACCAUUAGAUAGAAUUAAAAUUUUAUUCCAAACUUCUAAUCCACAUUAUGCUAAAUAUUCAGGUUCUUUAAUCGGAUUAAUGCAAGCUGCAAAACAUAUUGGAAAUAAUGAUGGUAUUAGAGGUUUUUUCCAAGGUCAUUCUGUCACACUUAUUAGAAUAUUCCCAUAUGCAGCUGUAAAAUUUGUUGCAUAUGAACAAAUUAGAAACGUAUUAAUACCGUCAAGUUCUUAUGAAACACAUUGGAGAAGAUUAGCAAGUGGUUCUUUAGCGGGAUUAUGUAGUGUAUUCAUAACUUAUCCAUUAGAUCUAAUUCGUGUUAGACUUGCAUAUGUGACAGAACAUAAAAGAGUGAAGCUAACAGAAGUUGUAAACAAAAUAUAUCAUGAACCAGCAUCUGUCACAUUAUCAUCAAAUGGUUAUGUCCCAAGUUGGUUUGCACAUUGGUGUAAUUUUUAUAGAGGUUACGUACCAACAGUUCUUGGAAUGAUUCCAUAUGCUGGUGUUUCAUUUUUUGCGCAUGAUCUUAUUCAUGAUAUAUUUAAGACUCCAUUAUUUGCACAAUACUGUUUAGAACCUUUGUCACCCGAGCAAGAGAUCAAGUUAAAGGAAAGAAAACAAAAGAGACCUUUGAAAGUUUGGGCUGAAUUGAUAUCAGGCGGAUUUGCAGGUAUUUUAUCUCAAACUGCAGCGUACCCAUUUGAAAUAAUAAGAAGAAGAUUACAAGUUAGUACAUUAUCACCAAGUAAUAUGUUCACUCAUAAAUUUCAAAGUAUUUCUGAAAUUGCAGCAGUUAUUUUUAAAGAACGUGGAUGGAGAGGCUUUUAUGUGGGGUUAAGUAUCGGCUACAUCAAAGUAACACCCAUGGUAGCCUGUAGUUUCUAUGUCUAUGAAAGAAUGAAAUUAUAUCUUGGCAUAUGA
Molecule: messenger RNA, 1083 nt
Organism: Maudiozyma saulgeensis
Lineage: Eukaryota; Fungi; Ascomycota; Saccharomycetes; Saccharomycetales; Saccharomycetaceae
Source: the annotation of a GenBank genome assembly